Messenger RNA from Eufriesea mexicana, 2631 nucleotides. It is a transcript of the gene CDase, whose product is annotated as neutral ceramidase. Bases 178 to 2322 code for a protein of 714 amino acids. NCBI's taxonomy places the organism in Eukaryota, Metazoa, Arthropoda, Insecta, Hymenoptera, Apidae. Gene Ontology annotation, cellular component: extracellular region. The record is from RefSeq and is a predicted model, not a curated record. Gene Ontology annotation, biological process: sphingosine biosynthetic process; long-chain fatty acid biosynthetic process; ceramide catabolic process. The transcript is spliced from 15 exons. Gene Ontology annotation, molecular function: N-acylsphingosine amidohydrolase activity.
CCACGUCGUUUCGUCAUUAUCGUUUCGCUGCUCCGUGGCUGGCAGUGUCGAACGUGAUAGGGAUGAGGGAGAGCGGAGUCUGAGGAUCCUAGGGGAAUUUACUAGUGAAUAUUCGAGACGAGAUCGAUCUUGAGAAAAUCUGAAGCGGGAUCAGACUGGCGGCAGAGAAAAAGCUGAAUGGAGACACUCGGACGCUUGAGGAUCCUCGCGUUGCUCUCAAUAUGGCUGACCCAGGUUGCGCUGCCUGGCGCCAUUGCGUCCUACAGCAUUGGCGUGGGCAGGGCAGACACCACUGGGCCCACUGCUGAAAUCGUUUUCAUGGGCUACGCGAAGAUCGAUCAGAAGGGAUCAGGGCUCCAUCUACGAACAUUCUCCCGCGCAUUCAUCAUCGACGAUGGCGAGGAGAGGUUCGUCUUCGUCAGCGUGGACAGCGCCAUGAUAGGAAACGGGGUUCGCCAAUCGGUGCUGCAGAAUCUGCAGAAACAGUUUGGCAAUUUGUACACGGAGAAGAACGUGAUGAUUAGUGCGACACAUUCGCAUUCUACUCCUGGUGGAUACAUGCUCCACACAUUAUUCGAUAUCACAACAUUUGGCUUUGUUAAAGAAACAUUCGACGCCAUGGUUAAUGGAAUAACGAAGAGUAUCGAGCGUGCUCAUGCUACCAUGGUCCCAGGUCGAAUUUUCAUCGGCCACGGGGAAGUCAUUGGUGCCAAUAUUAACAGAAGCCCAUCUGCUUAUUUAAACAAUCCAAAGGGGGAAAGAGACAGGUAUAUGUAUCCAGUGGACAAGGACCUCACGCAAUUGCAGUUUAUCGCAGCAGACGACAAACCCCUGGGGGUUAUCAAUUGGUUCGCCGUCCAUCCGACUAGUAUGAAUAAUACUAAUCACCUGGUCUCCAGUGACAACGUUGGUUACGCAUCUAUUCUGUUUGAGAAAACCGUGGACAGUGACUCGUUGGUUGGCAAGGGUCCAUUCGUGGCAGCCUUCGCCUCCAGCAACCUCGGCGACGUUUCACCGAACACACGUGGACCGAAAUGCGAAUUUUCCGGGAGCACAUGCUCGGAACAGUACACUUGCCCUGGGAAAAAGGAAAUGUGCUUCGCCUCUGGUCCAGGGGUGGACAUGUUCGACAGCACCAGCAUCAUUGCCAACAAAAUCUUCAAGGAAUCAUGGCGUUUAUGGCAGGACGGGAAGCGCAGGGAAGUGAUCGGGCCCCUCCGCGUGGUGCAUCGCUACGUGAACAUGGUGGAACAGACGGCCGAAUACUACAACGAGACCACACAGAAGACCGAAACCGUUCACGGGUGUGAACCAGCAAUGGGGUACAGCUUUGCAGCUGGAACGAUCGACGGGCCAGGAUCAUUCUCGUUCAAGCAGGGCACAACCACCGCGAACCCAAUGUGGAACGCGGUUAGGAACCUACUAGCGGCCCCUACGUCCGAAGACAUAAAGUGUCAUGGCGCCAAGCCGAUUCUGCUUGCCACUGGACAUAUGAAUCUUCCGUACGAAUGGCAGCCGAAAAUCGUGUCCACACAGGUGGCGCUGAUCGGAAACGUUGUCAUUGCCGGUGUACCGGGAGAAUUCACAACAAUGUCCGGAAGAAGAUUGCGAGAGGCUAUCAAAAGGGUCAUGAAUGAUGCGUCCGACGACGAAACCUCCGUUAUAAUCGCCGGUCUCUGCAAUACUUACAGCGAUUACGUCACUACGCCGGAGGAAUAUCAACUCCAAAGAUACGAAGGUGCGUCGACCAUAUUUGGACCUCAUACGCUCACGAUUUAUUUAAAACAGUACCAAGAACUCACGACAGCUGCCAUACUUAAAAAGGACAUUGAGCCUGGCCCAACACCUCCAGAUUUGAGACGCGAGAAUCUUCUCUCGUUUGUCACACCUGUUCUCUAUGAUACUCCGAAAUGGAACAAGAAUUUCGGUGACUGCAUCAAACAGCCCCAGAAAUAUGCAAGACCAGGUGACAUCGUCACUGCAGUAUUUGUUUCUGGCCACCCACGCAACAACCUGAUGACUGAGAGCUCGUUCCUGACCAUCGAGAAGCUCGCUGAGGAUGAAGUAUGGAUACCAGUUGCCAAUGAUGCCAGUUGGGAGACUAAGUUCGAAUGGCAAAGGACGUCGGUGAUCCUUGGUGCGAGUCAAGUGAUCAUUACGUGGCAGGUCCCUGAGGACAUCAAAGACGGUGAAUAUCGUAUCAGACACAACGGCUACUACCGUUAUAUCCUUGGUGGCGUCUUCCCUUACUACGGCGUAUCAAACCACUUCCAGGUUAUAACCACGCGGCCAAAGGCUUGCAGGCGACGUUACUAUGAAUAACCAAGCCGUGAUAUUCUUGGUCCCGAAUGAAAUGCCUACGCUUAAUUCACUGACUGAAUCUGGCCAUAAUUCAGCUGUGAAGGCCAUAAGAUAACACGGGAUACCUCGUACACUCUCCUUCUUCUUCGUAAUUCUUUUAUUUUUCCCUCUUUUUUAUUGUACAGUGUUGUAUUAUAUUUUAUCGACGUGUGAUCUCCUUAAAACGUAGUAGCAAUAACCGUUAGAGCGUAAUUUAAUCUUGAUUAAGGCUCAUUAUUAAACCACCGUGCUUUAGACCGUGGUAAUUUGCAUCGUGUACAUUAACUGUCC